Molecule: messenger RNA, 2103 nt
Organism: Erinaceus europaeus (western European hedgehog)
Lineage: Eukaryota; Metazoa; Chordata; Mammalia; Eulipotyphla; Erinaceidae
Gene: HOXD8
Product: homeobox D8
Exons: 2
Coding region: 693-1607 (304 amino acids)
Biological process (GO): regulation of transcription by RNA polymerase II
Cellular component (GO): nucleus
Molecular function (GO): DNA-binding transcription factor activity, RNA polymerase II-specific; RNA polymerase II transcription regulatory region sequence-specific DNA binding
Source: RefSeq, a predicted model, not a curated record
CGUCUCCCCCUCCCUCUCCGCGCAGUGGCGUGGCGCGAAAAUGCCUCGCCGGGGCGCGCCGGGGCGGCAGCCGCGCCGGCAAGAGCGGUGGGAGGGGGUCACGGGCGGGGGGGCGAGGUGAGAGGUGGCGACGGGUUGAGGCUUUUUUUUUUUUUUUUUUCCUUUUCCCUUCGGAGCGGGGGUUUUGUAAACCGAAGCCAGUGUCCCCGUGGGCCGGGCGCACUUUUUUUUUUUCCUUGUCCCGGUGCGCUCAGAGCCGCCUGGUGCCUGAGAGGAAACAGUGGAGGCAGCGGGGCAGGUCACCCGGGGCGUCGGCGAUUAUAUUGAGGCUGAACCGGCGCGCGCCGGGAGAAGCCGGGCGGGCGUGGAGCGCGGGGGGCUGGGCGAGGCCCUGCGAGCCGCCAGGGAGGCGGCGCGAGGGCGAGGCGGCGGGCGCGAGAGCCGGGCAUGAGCGCCCAGUAGCGCAGCGCCCGCGGCGGCCGGGCCUCAGAGGCGACUGGCGCGCGGGCGGGCGCGCGGGCGUGCGGGCCGGCGGCGGCAGCGACGUAGCCCGGCGGGCCCAGCAGCGCGAGCAGCCGCCCCAGAGGCCCUCGCGGCAGUGCGGCCACGGUGAGGCGCGCGCCCUGCCUGCACGGUGCCGCCCGCCCGCCCGCCCGCCCGCCGCUCCUCGACCUCCCCCGGCCGCCGCCCCGAUGAGCUCGUACUUCGUGAACCCGCUGUACUCCAAGUACAAGGCGGCGGCGGCGGCGGCGGCGGCAGCGGCGGCGGCGGGCGAGGCCAUCAAUCCCACUUACUACGACUGUCACUUCGCGCCCGAGGUCGGCGGCCGCCACGCCGCCGCCGCCGCCGCCGCCCUGCAGCUCUAUGGCAACAGUGCCGCCGGCUUCCCGCACGCGCCCCCGCAGGCGCACGCGCACCCGCACCCGCACCCGCACGCGCACCCGCACCCCUCGCCGCCGCCCGGCGGGCCGGCUUGCAGCGGAGGGGGCGGCCGGGGCCCGGGCCAGGACUACUUCCUCCCCGGCGGAGGCAGCCCGGCCGCAGCCUUCCAGGCCGCCCCCCCGCCGCCGCCUCCGCACCCUCCGCCUCCGCCGCCGCCUCCCCCCUGCGGCGGGAUGGCCUGUCACGCGGAGCCCGCGAAGUUUUACGGAUACGAUAACUUACAGAGACAGCCGAUUUUUACGACCCAGCAAGAGGCCGAGCUGGUACAAUAUCCUGACUGUAAAUCGUCCAGUGGUAAUAUUGGCGAGGACCCAGACCACUUAAAUCAGAGCUCGUCUCCGUCUCAAAUGUUUCCCUGGAUGAGACCACAAGCUCCUGGUAGACGGAGAGGAAGACAAACCUACAGCCGGUUCCAAACCCUAGAGCUGGAAAAGGAGUUCCUCUUUAACCCUUAUCUGACCAGGAAGAGAAGAAUCGAGGUUUCCCACACUCUAGCCCUCACCGAGAGACAGGUGAAGAUCUGGUUCCAGAACAGGAGAAUGAAGUGGAAAAAGGAGAACAACAAAGACAAGUUCCCUGUUUCCCGACAGGAGGUGAAAGAUGGGGAAGCCAAAAAGGAAAUCCAAGAGCUGGAGGAAGACAGAGCCGAAGGCCCGACCAAUUAACUUCUAUUUAAACAUUUAAAAAAAAAUUACCAAAGACUGUUAAAACUAAUGAUCAACAUAUGCUGGUGGACACCAUCUAUUUUCCUGGUUGGAAAAGACUUUACCUGUAAUUUAAGCUACCUUCUUGUAUGGCUCUUGAGGUUUCUUUGCUUGGAAAGGGAUUUGAAUGUCUCCAGAGAUUUUACUAUGGUAGAGAAACAGCCCCUAGGCUGUGCUAUGUAAGGGUAUUUGAUACUGACCUUGUAGCUAUAUUUUUAUGAUGCUAAUUUUAAAUGAGUUUGUGAUUUGCCUCAACAACAUAAACUUCCUAAUGGUUAGCACUAAAUAACUGAAUCUAAAAUGCUUUAUUAAUCAGACAAGUGCACUUGAACAUUUAAAUCUUUUCUUUAUGGUGAGUAAAUUAAAAGAAAGAAGUCUAUUAAUUUUUUAAAGAAAAUUAUGCCUGCAGAAUAUUUACUUUCUAUUAUUUGAUUAAAAUGUAUUAUUUAUAUUUUCA